AUGGAGGGAAGUAAAGAAAAAAGACCGUGGCUCGCACAAUUCGGCGGAUGAAGUUUCUUCUCCAUGGCGAGCGAGGGGAAGAGCGCCCUUUAUAAGGGCAUGGCUUCGUCUAUGCUUCUCGAGCCAUCAUCAGGGCAGCAUGUCGCAGUCGUCGCACCAGGAGGACAAGUCGAUCCAGGAGGAGAAGCUGCCCCAGGAGGGAAAGGCGCACCAGGAGGAGGAGGAGGAGGAAGUGGGGGAGCGUGAGCACCGUCCGAUCGGCCACUUCCACUUUCGCUCCGUCGCCUUUCAGAUCCUCGUCGUCUCGGCCACGGCCUUUUGCACCAUUGGCUCCUUCAAUGCGCUCCAGGGCCUAGGUGGUGCGGGCCAGGAGUCGCCGUACGUGGCCAAUGCCGCCACGUCGCUCAACUUUGGCCUGCUCGGCGUCGUCUGCCUCUUUGGCGGGCCCAUCGUCGCCAUCCUCGGCCCACGGUGGUCGCUGGCCAUCGGCACCAUGGGCGACCCCCUCUUUGGUGCCGCCGUGUACUGCAACACGCGCUACGGCACCCAGUGGUUCCUCGUCUUUGCCGCCGUCCUUCGCGGCAUCGCCUCGGGCCACUUUUGGUGCGCAGAGGGAUCACUCAUCAUUGGCUACCCGCGCGCCCAGCACCGCGGCAGGUCCAUCACCACCUGGGUCUUUUUCAAGGAGCUCGGCGGCAUCGUCUCGUCGUCCAUCUACCUGGGUCUGUCGGCCAAGGACAACAAGGCCGGGCACUUUGGCUACAGCGUCUACUACGUCACCAUUGCCAUCAUGUGCGCUGGCCUGCCCAUUGCCCUGCUCCUCUCGCCCACCAACAAAGUCCGCCACGCCGACGGCACGCCCCUCGACACGAGCUCGCCCGCCAUCAAGCGCGGCACCUGGCGCGAAGAGUACGCGCGCCUGCUCCGGCUCCUCUCGCGGCGCGACGUGGCCCUGAUCCUCCCCUUUGCGCUGUACGCCUACUUCUACUACUCGUUUGCCCACACCUACAACACCCGCCACUUUUCCGUCCGCGGCCGCUCGCUCGUCUCGCUCCUGACCGAGAUCUCGUCGGUGCUCGGCUCGCUGCUGGUGGCCUGCUUUGUGGACCGCCGCCGCCAGAUGCGGGGCAUCGGCCUCGUCACGGCCUUUGUCCUCGUCAUCUGCGCCGCCUUCUGGGCCUACUUCGCCUGGGCUGCGCUCGCGCCCCCUGCCAAGCGCCUUGACUGGAGCGACCCGGACUUUGCCAGGUACGCCAUGUCCAUCGUCCUCGUCUUUCUCUCGCAGCAGAGCGCCCAGACGUACCUCUACUGGGUCGCAGCCCACCUCUCGGACUCGCUCGACGACGUCUUCCACCUCGCCGGCGCCGUGCGCGGCAUCGAGUCGCUGGGCCAGUGCAUCGCCUACGGCAUCAACGCCAGCAAGACGUCGCCGAUUGUGUCGGUGGCCAUGAACCUGGCCCUGUAUGCCGUCGGCGCCGUGUGCCUCGUCGUGCUCCUCGUGGACAAGUCGCGGGCAAAACAGGCUGGCGCUUCUUCAGCUGCAUCAAUGUAAUUUCAGUAGAAGCAAAAGACGCAAAAACAUGAC
Acaromyces ingoldii is the source of this 1585-nucleotide messenger RNA. Its product is annotated as MFS general substrate transporter. The record is from RefSeq and is a predicted model, not a curated record. NCBI's taxonomy places the organism in Eukaryota, Fungi, Basidiomycota, Exobasidiomycetes, Exobasidiales, Cryptobasidiaceae. The transcript has a single exon. Bases 140 to 1552 code for a protein of 470 amino acids.